Molecule: messenger RNA, 2046 nt
Organism: Helobdella robusta
Lineage: Eukaryota; Metazoa; Annelida; Clitellata; Rhynchobdellida; Glossiphoniidae
Exons: 13
Coding region: 1-2046 (681 amino acids)
Biological process (GO): nucleoside transmembrane transport
Cellular component (GO): membrane
Molecular function (GO): nucleoside:sodium symporter activity
Source: RefSeq, a predicted model, not a curated record
AUGGACUUUAAACCCAAUUACCUUAACAAUCCAGACAACAUCGAGAAAGACAUACUCACGUCAAAAACUAUGUUCUGUAAAGAUCAAUUCGGUAAUCUAUACGAGUUAAAAGCAGUAGAUCAAAAUUUAAACACGUUUCAAGCAGAAUGGAACGAUCUAAACCUCGCUAGUCACGAUCAUCCCCACCAAACGACGUCAGCCAGUGUUCAGGAUGACGGAGGUGAAGAUGACCUUUCCAGCCACACGAGUCUCGAUUCUGGGAAUUGGGUCCACUCACUACAAAAAAGCUGCAGUAAUUUUUUCCACAAAUACAAAAGAGAAACAAUCUGGUUGGUGGGGAUCCUCUGCAUAAUACUGUACUUCAUCUAUUUCACGUUCGCCAUCAUCUACGAUUUCCAACUCGCCAUAGCCUUGAUCGCAUGCACCGGUGUCGUGCUCUUUUGUAUCGGUUAUUCGUUCGUGGACAGUUUAUUCGGAGAUAAACUCGACAAGAUGUUCUGCAGUCCGAUAGAUCGAGCUAUUUCCAACAAUUGGCACAUCAUAAAAUGGUUCCUUUAUCCGGCCAUCGCCAUAUUCGGAGUUCUCUACCUGGGGUUAGUUGUAAUCCGUGAGAUGAAGCAAGUUCAGCCUAUUUCCGGAAUAUUCAUAUUCAUGUUGAUCGUCUACUUGACCUCCAAGCACCCGAAUCAGAUAAUCUGGAGGCCAGUGUUGUGGGGGUUCUCUCUACAGUUCAUCUUCGCGGUGUUCGUCCUACGCUGGCAGUUUGGCUACAUUGCCGUCAAAUUUCUGGCUGAUCAGAUCAAUAUUUUCAUCGAGUAUGGCUACGACGGGGCGGCCGUAGUGUUUGGGGAUCCAGCCCUAUUACUGCACCCUUUCGCCAUGAUGGUAAGGCAUUCUUUCGCCAGUGACAGACUCCCUUUGAAAUCGAACCCGGGCAUGUCCAUGCUGUUGUAUCUGGGAGCUGUUAUGGCAAUUUUGUAUUAUUUGGGAAUAACCCAGAAGGCUGCCGUAAAGUUGGGCUGGGUGCUUCAGAAGACUAUGAACACAACUGCAAUCGAGACUUUAAACACUGCUGCUAAUAUAUUUCUUGAUGGGAUGGAUACGAUGCUGAUGCUUAGACACUACAUAGACAAGCUGACCCUAUCAGAGUUCAACUGCUUUCUCGUCGGCAACCAUGCGACCGUCGCUGGCUUCGUCUUUGCUCUCUUCGUCUUGUUUGGGGCCCCACCCCAACAUUUGCUGUCGGCGGCGGUCAUGUCUGCCCCGGCUACCAUCGCCAUCUGCAAACUCAACUACCCGGAAACGGAAGAAUCUCAGACCAAAAAUCUUGAAGACAUCGAGCUACCCAAAGGAGAAGACGUGAACAUUUUCGAAGCAGCGGCCAAUGGCUGUAACAUGGCGGCAAAAGUCGUCUGCUCUGUACUGGCUUGCUACAUUGCCAUGAUGGCCCUACUGGCCUUCCUCAACGCCACCCUAGAAUGGCUUGGGGGUAGGGUCGGAUAUCCCCAGCUGAGUUUUGAGUUAAUCUGCUCGUACGUCAUGUGGCCCAUAGCCUACGUAAUAGGGGUCGAUGCGCCGGAGUGCAAAGAAGCAGCCAAGUUGAUUGGGAUCAAGAUUUUCGCCACGGAAGUCCUAGCAUACCAGGAGCUCGGGAAAUCCGUGGCCAGGGGGUCAUUAUCGCCCCGCAAUCAGGCCCUGACGACUUAUGCCAUGUGCGGUUUCUCCAGUAUUUCCACAUUAGCCAUUGCCAUUGGAGUAUGGAACGCCAUCUGUCCCCAGCGAGUUAAACUGAUGGCUUCUUUUAUGUUGAGAGUUUUGGUGGAGGCAAACAUUUCUUGCUUCAUGACUGCCUGUGUGGCUGAGAUCUUGACAGCAGCAGGACACGCUGUGACCUUGACACCAGUGAAGUACAUGAACAUGGUGGAGAUCUGGGUGAACGAUAGACUGGUGUUCACCUGCAACGUUCUCAAACUAGAUUUCGAUGGUGACGGCAUGCUGGAUUGCCUCUGCCUGAACGCCUUGGACUGUGUUAACAGUGCCUUCUAG